Messenger RNA from Clonostachys solani, 429 nucleotides. NCBI's taxonomy places the organism in Eukaryota, Fungi, Ascomycota, Sordariomycetes, Hypocreales, Bionectriaceae. The record is from the annotation of a GenBank genome assembly.
AUGUACAGCACAAUGGCAACCCCUAACCAAUUGAUCAAGUUCCAAAUUUGUAUUCACAAGAAAGAUGGCAUACCUCAUGAGGAAUUCGUGAAGUGGUGCACCCAGGUUUAUCCUCCUCGUGCAAUUCCUCUAAUGAAGAAACACAACAUGGUGAAAUGGACCGAGACAAUCAUCCAACCGGAUGCCGUUGAGGGCCUACGUCAUACUCUCAAGAACGAAAUGAACCGGCCAAAGUGGACAGUGCCGGAGUAUUCCAUCAUCAUGUCCUACUGGCUUCGAAGUAUGGAUGACUUGACGGCAUUGACUACCGAUCCAGAGUGGUUUGAGCUAGAAAAGGAAGCACAGAAGAUCUCCAAUCCGGAAUUUGGCCAUAUAGCUAUUGGCCAUGAAAUAACAUUCAUCGAUGAGGAAGGCAGAUCAGAAAAGUAG